Messenger RNA from Apodemus sylvaticus (European woodmouse), 4104 nucleotides. It is a transcript of the gene Gpr153, whose product is annotated as G protein-coupled receptor 153. Gene Ontology annotation, molecular function: G protein-coupled receptor activity. Gene Ontology annotation, biological process: G protein-coupled receptor signaling pathway. The record is from RefSeq and is a predicted model, not a curated record. Gene Ontology annotation, cellular component: membrane. The coding region runs from base 401 to 2416 and encodes 671 amino acids. The transcript is spliced from 6 exons. NCBI's taxonomy places the organism in Eukaryota, Metazoa, Chordata, Mammalia, Rodentia, Muridae.
AUCACUGCGGCUGCUGGGGCUACGUGGCUGCCGGGAGUGGGGGGCCAGUGCGACGCGGCCGGGAAGGCGGGGCGCGGCCAGGGGGCGGCGCGGAGGCCCGGGCAGAAGCAUGCGCCCUGGUCCGCCCCCCGCCCCCGGCCGCCCGAGCGCAGCCAGCUGAGCGGCGGGAGCGGAGCGCGGCCGCGGCGGAGGCGGCGCCCAGGGAGGGCGGGCGGCGGGGCCAAGCGCAGCGCAGCGCUCUGGCCAUCGGCAGGCUCCACCGCCAGGAUGCCCCGGCCCGAGGGCCGCUCCGCCGCCAGCCACCCCCGCGGCCCCUGGCGGCGGGCGCUCAGUGCCGGGGCGCGGGAACGGCAGCCGGAGCCGGAGGCGGGAGCAGCGAGCGGGAGCCACGGGCGCCUCAAUGCCGGCUGCUCGUGGUCCCUGGCAUCACCGGGCCCCCAAGUGGUGUGAGGGCAGGCGCAUUGCAGAGAGGCCCGGCUCUGAGGAGGAUGCUCCGGGCGCUCGCCAGCUCCUCUGCACCAUGAGUGAAGAGAGGCGGCUGCCGGGCAGUGCGGUAGGCUGGCUGGCGUGCGGAGGCCUGUCGCUGCUGGCCAACGCCUGGGGCAUCCUCAGUGUGGGCGCCAAGCAAAAGAAGUGGAAGCCUCUGGAGUUCCUGCUCUGCACGCUGGCCGCCACCCACAUGCUCAACGUGGCGGUGCCCAUUGCCACGUACGCUGUCGUGCAGCUGCGGAGGCAGCGUCCGGACUACGAGUGGAACGAGGGCCUCUGUAAGGUCUUCGUGUCGACGUUCUACACCCUCACCCUGGCCACCUGCUUCUCCGUCACCUCCAUCUCCUACCACCGCAUGUGGAUGGUCCGAUGGCCGGUCAACUACCGGCUAAGCAACGCCAAAAAGCAGGCGGUGCACACAGUUAUGGGCAUCUGGAUGGUGUCCUUCAUCCUGUCGGCCCUUCCUGCCGUUGGCUGGCACGACACGAGCGAGCGUUUCUACACCCACGGCUGCCGCUUCAUCGUGGCCGAGAUCGGCCUGGGCUUCGGCGUCUGCUUCUUGCUGCUGGUGGGAGGCAGCGUGGCCAUGGGCGUGGUCUGCACGGCCAUUGCCCUCUUCCAGACGCUGGCCACGCAGGUGGGGCACCGGGCCGACCGCCGCGCCUUCACCGUGCCCACCAUCGUGGUGGAAGACGCACAGGGCAAGCGCCGCUCCUCCAUCGACGGCUCGGAGCCUGCCAGAACGUCGCUGCAGAUCACGGGCCUGGUGGCCACCAUCGUGGUCAUCUAUGACUGCCUCAUGGGCUUCCCUGUGCUGGUGGUGAGCUUCAGCAGUCUGCGGGCGGAUGCUUCCGCACCCUGGAUGGUGCUCUGCGUCCUGUGGUGCUCCGUGACGCAGGCCCUGCUGCUGCCUCUGUCCCUCUGGAGUUGCGAUCGUUACCGGGCGGAUCUCAAAGCGGUCUGGGAGAAGUGCAUGGCCCUGAUGGCCAAUGAUGAGGACUCUGACAAUGAGACCAGCCUAGAGGGCGGCGUCUCCCCCGACCUGGUACUGGAGCGCUCCCUUGACUACAGCUAUGGAGGUGACUUCGUGGCUCUGGACAGGAUGACCAAGUAUGAACUCUCCGCCCUAGAGGGAGGCUUACCCCAGCUCUACCCUCUGCGACCACUGCAGGAAGAUCGGAUGCAGUAUCUGCAGGGCGCGGGGAGGCAUCGGUGCGGGUUUCCAGGAGGGCAGCCCUGUUUCAGCCCGGCCGGGUGCUCGCAGGUCCCGCCCACCCGGCGGUUCUCCCACGAUGAUGCCGACGUGUGGGCGGCCGUCCCGCUGCCCACCUUCCUGCCACGCUGGAGCUCGGGCGAGGACUUGGCAGCCCUGGCACACUUAAUGCUGCCCGCGGGCUCCGACCGGCGGCGCGGGAGCCUGCUGGCCUUCGCCGAGGAUGCGCCCCCGUUCCGCCCGCGCCGUCGCUCUGCCGAGAGCCUUUUGUCCCUGCAGCCCUCUUCCCUAGACGGCGGCCCGCGUCGCGCCCACGACUCGCCUCCCGGCAGCCCGCGUCGCCGCCCGGGGCCCGGCGCCCGCUCCGCCUCGGUCUCGCUGCUGCCGGACGCCUUCGCGCUCACCGCCUUCGAGCGCGAGCCGCAGGCUCUGCGUCGCGUGCCCGCCCCGGCGCGGCCCUUCCCCGCUGCCCCCGACGGCGCGGAGCCUGCUGAGCUCCCGACGCCCCCUGGUGGCCGUGCGCAGCGCAGCCAGGGACGCCGGGCCUCGCGCGCGCACGCGGGGCCCCUGCAGAGCAGCCUGAGCGCGUCGUGGGGCGAGCCCGGCGGCCUGCACGCGGCAGGCUGCGGCAGCACUAGCAGCUUCCUGAGCUCGCCCUCCGAGUCCUCGGGCUACGUCACGCUGCAUUCGGACUCGCUGGGCUCUGCGUCCUAGGACCCCCAGAGACGCCACGCAGACGGAAGAGGCACAGCGCCAAAGAUGCCGCCACAGGUGUCGGGCGCCACUAAGCGCCACCUAAGCUAGGGGUGAAUGGAUAGUGGGCUCUGCAGCCCCUCUUACAAUUCCUUCUGGUGUCGCCUGGAGGGACGAAUGGCCACCCUGGAUGGCUGCACAGGACAUGGACCUGCUGCACGGCAUCUCCCAGGAAGGGUCAGCCUGUGCCUGUGUAGCGAGUGACAUCUGCACGUUUUGUACACCUCUGAGGCUAGACCGGGGUGUAGGGAGCCCUGAGACCCGACCACCUUGAGAAAGGACGUUCUCAGAGAAGCUUAAGGCGGAAGUCACGACUGCAUCCGAGUUCCCGCCCUGCCUCUGCCUCACCUCUAGGGCGUGGCAUGUAGAGGGUCGCAAGCACAGGAGUCGUCAGAGCCCAAACAAGUUCUAUUGAGCGGGCUUCCCACGUGGCCUGCUUCAGUUUCCCUAUCUCCGAAGAGUGGAUGACCAUGACAUACAUCUCUCAGGGCUGUUUGAAGAACACUCCAGGUCUGUGUGCCCUCACACUUGAGUGGACCAGGUGUGAGAGGUAGUGAGGGCCCUUUGUUAGGGCCUGCAGCAUGUGGGCCCCAGAUGUGAGGUCCCUCAGUCUCGAUGACCUUUGCCCUCUUGGAGACUCGCCCCACUUUAGCUAAAGCACAACACCAUGGGUAUAUGACAGCACCUCGACCCCUGUUAGUGUCCCCCAUGCUGAAGAUUCCACCGUAUUGCCUGUCUCCCACUGUCAGCCGCCCGUGGUCCUGCUGUGAAGGCUGCAGGCACCUGACACAGAGAACCAAAGCACGUGGAAGGGAACUCCCGAGUUUCAGGGCCGGCUCCAGCUUUGCUUCCUACCUGUCCGGGCAAAGUCCCCGGAAAGGGUGUCCUGUAACCCCUUCCCCCGCUAGAAGGGCUUUGCUCUCCCCUGGGUAGACCCCUUUCCAGGUCUGGGCUGUGCCAGGGACAUUGGUAUUCCCAGAAGAGACCCAGGGCUGUGAGCUGUGAGCAGAGGGGUGGAGCUGUCACCACACAGCAGAACUCUCUGUGUUGGGACCUGGAGAUAGUCUCGAGGCCAGCUCUGGUGGGGGUGGGGUGGGAGACGGGCCUAUCCCAGACCUCAGAGGUCUCUGUAACCUCUGGUUAAGUGAAAGAUAUGCUACCACAGAAGAGCAGAGCAGGAGACUGUGGUCCUUUGGACUUGGGAGAAGCUGCCUCUGGCCAUGUGCUGCCGUGCCUUUGGGGUUUGACAUGUCAUACAGGGCAGAGGCCACCAGCUCGCUCGCUGCUGUCUCCCUCACAGGUCUCAAAUGACCAAUUUACCACUUGGGUUUCACUCUGUAUUUUGUAUUCAACGGCAAUACUUGUAAUGGGGACAUAGUCCCCCUAAGUCACUCCUCAUUUUUACAAAACUUCAAGGGCAAGCCGUAAACAGAGCGCCCUAGCCACCCAGGGCACUUUCACACGGUAGUUCAGCCUCCCUGUGUGCUGACAGCUGGAAGGACCUUGGCCCUGGGGUUUCUGGUAAGAGAGCUAUCUCUACACCACCACCCAGCCCAGAGGCAGGGAUUCGUUUGUAGGUUUUUGGAAACAAAAUAAAACAGCAUUUCUUUUCUGUACAGAAACCAAUAAAAACUUCCUCAUGGUUUGCA